Python bivittatus (Burmese python) is the source of this 1110-nucleotide messenger RNA. NCBI's taxonomy places the organism in Eukaryota, Metazoa, Chordata, Lepidosauria, Squamata, Pythonidae. The record is from RefSeq and is a predicted model, not a curated record.
CCAGAAGGGGUUUGCCCGGGCGCCUCCUCCCUGGGCUGAGGAGAGGGGCCGGCCCAAGGCCACCCAGCCGGCUUCGUGCCUGAGCUUGUGACCCAGCGUGGACUCUGGAACCAGGAGGCUGCCAUCCAAACAGCUGCUCGCUGAAAAGUCAGGCCAAACAAGCCGCUCAGCUCCUGCAGGUCUCCUGUGGCCUCUGCUGGUGGGCUCGCCUCGCACAGAUGCUGCUGGGAAAGUGGGCAGCCCUGCUGGCCGUGGUCGUGGUGAUGGAGGGCACGGCUGCUUUCCCCUCUCCGUUGCUGAUUCGGAAGGUGGGUGAAGAGGCAGCCCUGGACUGCACCGGUGCCCCUGGAGAAAAGGUGGAGUGGCAGCAUGAGGGCAGGACGCAGCCGGAGUCAGGCCGGCACUUUUCGCUUCACCACCUGGACAUCCCUUAUGCUGGGAACUACUCCUGCUGGGCGGAAUCCCGGCUGCUCCACAGCGUCUACGUGGCCGUGUGGGUUCCGGAGGUCUACCUCAUCGAUGAGCGAGAAGGAGAAGAGGGAGAACCUGCCAUUACCUGUUGGGCUCCGUCUUACAGCGGCAUCUUGAACUGUUCUUGGAAAUCUCUGCACCAGGCCACCUUUCAGGUCCACCUGAGACGCACAGAACCAGACGCGGCGCUGUGCCCCUCAGUGGAAGUGGCUGUCCCUGGGAACAAAAUGGUGCACAUUCUGUUGGAAGACUGUUCCUUCUGUCCAUAUGCUGAGGAAACGCCCCUUGUUCUGGUGUUAAAGGGGCUCGCUGAAGACGGUGGCUACACCGAAGUGAGGAAAACAUUCUUCUUGCGGGAGAUUGUGAAGCCUGAUGCUCCCAGCUACCUGAGUAUCGUGGGGCAGAGGAUAUCCUGGGCUCCCCCAGUCUCCUGGAACCUGCCUGCCGCCUACUUCCCUCUGCAGUACAACCUUCGCCUGGAAUCCAGUUCCAGCAAAGAGGAUCUCUUCAUCGAUGGGCUGGAGCUGACCACGAAGCAGGAGAACUGGCAAAAAGGGUGGAUCCGCUGCCAGGACCGUUUCAUGAACUCAGCCUGGAGCUCUUGGCGGGAAUGGGUGUGAUGGAAAAAUAAUGAAAUAA